This is a messenger RNA of Rhinichthys klamathensis goyatoka, 696 nucleotides long. Its product is annotated as sperm acrosome membrane-associated protein 4-like. NCBI's taxonomy places the organism in Eukaryota, Metazoa, Chordata, Actinopteri, Cypriniformes, Leuciscidae. The coding region runs from base 91 to 522 and encodes 143 amino acids. The transcript has 3 exons. The record is from RefSeq and is a predicted model, not a curated record.
AUUGUACAACACAAUCCCCAGUCAUAGGCGAUUGGAUAGUCUGGCUGUCUGUUUGGUAGUGCUUGUUUGUAAAGACCAUAUCCAUCUCAAAUGGCUGCAUUCACCUUUAUGGGUUCAUCUACUUCUAAAACUCACUUGAACAUGAGAGGAAAUAUUUUAACAGCCUCUGUGAUUUUGAUGUCUUUGUUUUUUUUGGGACAAACACUUGAGUGCUUUCGGUGUGAUCUUGGAUUCUGGGAUCUGUGUUACACUACAAAGACAAACUGCAGUGAGAAUGAGUUGUGUUAUGUGGGAACUGGUAAAGCAGCUUCUGUCCUGGAUAUAAAGGUGAUGGGUUGUCUUCCCAUGGAGGCAUGCAACAUGACAACAUAUGUAGAGUUUCUUACCAACAAGACCUUGUACACCAUGAAGACCACGUGUUGUGAGGAAGACUUCUGCAACUCUGCCCCCGCAGUUCAGUUGUCCAUCGCUCCUCUCUUGCUCACCAUCCUUCUCCUUGCCCAGAUGAUGGGUGUGUUUUGAUGUGUUUUUUUUUUUUUUUCAACUUCACAAUUAUAAUUGUAAUAAGGGAUCGAAUGCUUUUUCAUGUGUACACUUGUUCACGUAGGCUCCUAUUACUGUUCAUUUUACUGUGUUGAAUCAUCUAAAACAGCCUGCCUUCAUGCCAGAGCACGUUUGGAUAGUCUUUCCUAACCA